AUGAAUCAAGCUUGCGGCUUCUCUAAUUCGUGCUCUUCCACCACCUCCAAUUUCACAGAGGUCAAGGACACAGCAACUCCGGCACCAGUUCCGAUAGCUAUCUGUGGGCUUGGCUUGAGGCUUUCUGGCGGCAUUAGAAACGCCGACGACUUCUGGGAUCUCCUUGUUAAUGGUCGUGACGCGCGGACGCCCGUCCCAAGAAGCCGGUACAAUGCUCGGGCCUUUGACGGCUCUCUAGGUGGCAAAGAGCGUAUUGAGACCAAGUUCGGGUACUACCUAGAGGAUGACUUGUCUCAGUUCGACCCUUCGCUUUUCUCCAUGACCCAAUUGGAGUUGGAGAGAUGUGAUCCUCAGCAGAGAUUGCUGUUGCAGGUUGCUCGUGAGUGUCUCGAAGAUGCAGGCGAAGUCAAUUACCGUGGCAAGCCAAUUGGCUGCUACGUGGGCACGUUCGGUGAUGAAUGGCUACACAAACAGAGCAAAGACAGCCAGCAGGUCGGUAACCAUAUCGUCACCGGAGCUGGAGACUGGAUGCUUGCCAAUCGGAUAUCAUAUGAGUAUAACCUUUGCGGACCGAGCAUGGUGAUUAGGACAGCCUGUUCGGCAUCUCUGAUAGCCUUGAAUGAAGCUUGCAGGGCGGUCCAAUUUGGUGACGCUUCUGCUGCCGUAGUUGCGGGAUCAAAUCUGAUUCUCGGGCCCUCCCUCAGCAUGCUUAUGACCUCAGAAGGCGUCCUGUCUCCGGAUGGAUCAUGCAAAAGCUUCGAUGCCGCUGCAAACGGCUACGCCCGAGCCGAGGGAAUUACCGCCAUCUACGUCAAGCGCCUUACGGACGCUAUCCGUGACGGAAACCCCAUCAGAGCAGUCAUUCGAGGUACCGCAGCUAAUAGCGAUGGUAAAAGCCCAGGGAUGCUUGUCCCGCGUGGGGAGGCCCUCGAAUCACUCAUGAGGAAAGUUUAUGCCGAUUCGGGAUUAAAUCCAUCUGAAACUGCCUUCGUUGAGUGUCAUGGUACUGGUACCUCAGUCGGCGAUCCAAUUGAAACUUCUGCUGUUGGCGAGAUCUUUGGUGAUAGCGGAGUAUAUAUUGGCUCCGUGAAGCCCAAUAUAGGCCAUUGCGAGGGGUCCGCUGGCCUCGCAAGUUUAAUCAAAGCGGUAUUAGCUUUACAGCAUAAAACAAUACCUCCCAAUAUCAAAUUCAACACCCCCAAUGCUAAGAUCCCAUUCACAGAAAAAAGGCUUAAGGUGCCGACGGCGCCGACACCUUUCCCAGCUAACAAAGCUGAGCGGAUUAGCGUGAAUUCAUUUGGAAUUGGUGGCUCAAACGCACAUAUCAUCGUUGACUCGUUCCCUAAUUCGGAAGAAACAAGUCCUAUAGAGAGGGCCAAGAGACCAGAGCUUCUUAUCAUCUCAGCUAAUACCCAAAACUCGCUGAAACAACAACUAGAACGAUACGAAAAGUAUGUUUCUCUACGUACCUCUAAUGUAUACAACAUAGGAUAUACGUUAGCUCUCCGUCGAGAACGAUUACCGCACAGGGCUUUCAUGAUCAAGUCCGAUGAGCAGAUUGUAGAUAUCUCCGGAUUGGCGAGAAUUCCAGGGAAAUCGUCUCGCCGCAAGGUCACAAUGAUUUUCACUGGGCAGGGUAGUCAGUGGGCCGAGAUGGGAAAGGGGUUAUUCUUUACUAAUCGAGAAUUUCGCGAGGACAUCAAUCUCAUGGAUGAUAUCUUGAGGCGUGCCGUGCAGCCUCCGAAUUGGACAAUCGAAUCUGAGAUGCUCAAGCCCGGAGAGAGUAGUCAGAUCAACAAAGCUGAGCUGUCACAGCCUCUGUGUACAGCACUGCAGAUUGCAAUCUAUCGCCAAUUCGAACGCUUCGGUGUUGUACCUUCGGCGGUUGUAGGACAUUCCAGCGGCGAGAUUGCUGCGGCAUACGUGGCCAGAUACAUAUCGCUCGAGUUCGCCAUCAAAGCGGCAUACUACCGCGGCCUCGUCUCCUCCACAAGCACGUCUAAGAAUGGGUCAAUGGCCGCCAUCGGGCUUGGGGCUAAGGAGCUAGCAGCUUUCUUACCAGAGGGUGUCGUGAUUGCAUGCGAGAACAGUCCCAAGAGUUCGACGAUAUCAGGAGAUCGCGAGUUAUUGGAACGGGCUGUGUCCAAUAUAAAGGAAGCUAAGCCGGAUACCUUUACACGACUGUUGAAAGUUGAUAUGGCGUAUCAUUCGCAUCACAUGGAUCCAUUGGCAAAGCAGUAUCUCCAGCUGUUACAACAGGAAAAGCCUCUAGUCGACGGCAACCAAGCGCCUCUAUCCAAAGUCGUAUUCAUGUCGAGCGUCACCACCAAGGUAAUAGACAAAGCGGCCGAAUUGGGUCCGCGGUACUGGGUUGCCAACCUCGUCUCGCCUGUGCGUUUUAACACAGCGGUGAAGAACCUCUUACAACUGCGAGGUGACUCUGAUAUUCUAUUGGAGAUUGGCCCUCACGGGGCAUUGGCCGGACCCCUACGUCAAAUCUGCACCGAAGGUUCGUGGCAAUGUAAUUAUGUUGCCUCCCAAAAGCGUGGUAGCGAUAGCGCGGUAUCUUUGCUUUCCGCUCUGGGUAGGCUCUUCCAGGAGAACGUCAGCAUCGACUUCAGCGCUCUUUUCCCGGGUGGCCGGGUCGUUCCGGGGUUGCCUUCCUACGCAUGGGACCAUAGCGGCCAGACAUUCUGGAACGAGAGCCGGUUGGCUACUGCUUGGCGAGAGAGAAAGUAUCCUCAUCACUGUAUUCUUGGUGUUAAGACAACCGAGUCGACCGAUUCCGAGCCGAUAUGGAGAAAUGUCCUCCAUCUGGACGAUGCAUCCUGGUUAGCUGAUCAUAAGGUCGGACAGAACGUCGUGUUUCCCUUUGCUGGGUACUCCGCUAUGGCCGGUGAAGCAAUCCGCCAGGUAGCCGGAGCCGAUGCUGGGUCGGGCUACCAUCUUCGCCACGUGGUCGCCCACACGGGCCUUGUCCUAACCGAUUCGAAACCAGUAGAGAUUAUUACCUCGUUACGUCGGAAGCGCCUCACCGAUUCCGAUGAAUCUCAAUGGUAUGAAUUCAACAUUUCAUCUUAUAGCGGUUCCGCGUGGAUCAAGCACUCUACAGGAGAGGUUAGACACAUCGAAGGGCCUGGCGAGGGGGCUUCCUGGACUCCAGAGGAGCUGCCUCGUAGGUUACCAAGCUCAUCAUUCUACGGAGCUAUGAAGCGCAUCGGGAUCAGCUACGGUCCUGAGUUCCAAGCUCUUGAGGAUAUCUCUACCUCUACCAUUGAGCAUACCGCUCAGGCCAAGAUAGUUGAUAAGCAUAACCAUGUGUCUGCGCCAUUUUCUCUCCAUCCGGUAGUAAUCGAUGGGUGCUUACAGUCGCUCCUAGUUGCCAUGAGGAAGGGCCUUUGCCGAAACUUCGAUGGCCUAUUUGUGCCUGUUUCUGUCGAUGAGCUCGUCGUAUACCGGGGGGCAUCAGAGAUCCACAUCCGUGCCUGGACGGAAAAGGGGGAUCUUAGGCUUGGGCAGGCCGAGUGCAUCGCAGACGGGAGGCUAGCGCUACGAAUGCGCGGCCUCAAACUAGCACCCCUAGAGAAUGACAACCCGGUUACCAAUUCCAUUGAUCAACACGCCGCAGCUCGUAUCUGCUGGCUUCCAGACUUUGACUUCGUGGACCACAAAGCAUUAUUCUCAGCACCCAAGCCCGACAGGGGUCAGCUUGUACUACAGCAAGAACUCUCGUUCCUUUGUAUGGUCCAAGAAGUAAAAUCCGUGGAAGGUCUCGAGCCGUGCCAACCUCACUUCGCUAAGCUACGAGAUUGGAUGAAGAAAGGGAUCGAAAAUGCAGCCACUGGGAAAGAAGGGUUUCCUUUAGUUGAGAAUGCGGCAACCUUGUUAAAGCUAAGCCCCGGAGAGCAGCAGGAUAUGAUAAAAUCCCACCUCAGCAUCCUAGAAAAAGGGGAUCACCGCGCCCUCUCCCUCGGGACUAAGCGCGUGUGUGACUACGCGGCGGAGAUUUUUACGGGAUCGCGGGAAACUCUCGACGUGCUCAUAGAAGGGAACCUCUUAUCCGAGAUCUACAACCGCGCCAGCUUUGGAUACGGCAACUUUGUGCGCCUACUCGGAAACACGCGACCGAAUUUGCGGAUCCUAGAAGUCGGUGCCGGUACAGGAGGAACUACAGAACUCAUCCUACGCGAUCUCGUCGACGAAAGCGGGUUCCCCUCUUACUCGAUUUAUACAUUCACCGACGUCUCCUCCGGCUUUUUAGUGAAGGCGCGGGAACGCUUCUCGUACGCGCCUAAUAUGGAGUAUAAAGUGUUCGACAUUAGCAAGUCACCGUUCGAGCAGGGGUUCGAGGGCGGAGAAAAGGGGUCAUACGACUUGAUCCUGGCUGCAAAUGUUGUUCACGCAACCCCAGUUAUCAAGGAGUCACUUGAGAACAUAAAGUCGCUACUGAAACCUGACGGGAUGCUGGUUCUGACAGAACUCUUGCCCACAUUGCGCACGGCAAAUUACGCGUUCGGCCAUUUCGCGGGCUGGUGGCUAGGCGAGGCUGAUGGUAGACCUACGACUCCUCUAGUACCUGUUGAUCGCUGGGAUGAUGAACUGAAGGCUGCAGGAUUUACGGGCGUGGAUUCGGUCGCGUUUGACGAUGAAGAGCCUUAUAGCCAAAUCCUCACAAUCGUAUCACGGCCACGGACUAAACGCGUGCCACCCAUUAAGAAGGUUACUCUACUAUGCGAUAGCGAGGAAUCAGACGUAGCGCGCACUCUUAGAAUAUCUCUAAAGAGUUUAGGAUGGGAUGUCACGCCGCGCCGACUGAGCUCGAAACCUCUACCAGACGAAGACAUCAUAUCGUGCCUGAACCUUGAGAGCGACUGGUUUGUAAACCUGACUCCAGAAGCAUUCGCCAAGUUCCAGGCAUAUGCAAAAGCUCUAGAGCACCGGAAGAUCCUUUGGCUCACGCCUCCAGUCCAGAUUCGAUGUAAGGACCCCCGGCCGGCAACAUUCCUCGGCAUGGCCCGUACUUUACGGGCUGAGCGAGUGCCAGGACUCUGCACCCUUGAAAUAGAGCCUAGCGAGCCGCGCUUUGUAGACAUGGUUCUAGAUGUAUUCGAUAAGGUCCGCACACAAGAGGAUGUUGGUACGCUAGCUCCCGACCACGAAUUUGUCGUCGAGAACUCCCAGAUCUGCAUCCCUAGAUACCGACCUUUCUCCUUAUUAAGUAAGCUAAAAGAGAAAGAAGAAAGCCGUGGCCAUGAGGAGGGGCCGCAAGCCAUACCUAUAAGGACGGCUCUAGCGAUCUCUAAGAUAGGAUCUAUGGAAACACUACACUGGAUCGACGAACCACUACCAUCGGAACUACCAGCUGAUUAUGUAGAGAUCGAGACGCGAGCCGUUGGUCUAAACUUCCGCGACGUUGUCCUGGCGAGAGGUAUCAUCGAUUCUUCCACGCCAGGUCGCCUCCCGCUGGGUUAUGAGUUAUCAGGAAUAAUCAGCAAAGUAGGUUCAGCCGUUAGAGAUCUCAACCCCGGAGAUAGAAUCAUGGCCCUUUGCAACGGCUGUCUCGGCACCAAGAACGUCGCACCAGCCGACAUUGUCAUGAAAAUCCCCAAUGAUCUUACUUUCGAAGACGCUGCUUCUAUUCCCGUGUGUUUCGGGACCGUGAUUUACAGCUUUAUUGACGUUGGCCGAUUAGAAAAAGGCCAAAGCGUUUUAAUCCACUCAGCUUGUGGUGGUGUCGGUCUCUCAGCGAUCCAAGUAGCCAAGAUGCUCGGGGCUGAGAUAUACGCGACUGUGGGUAGCGAGAAGAAGGUCCAGUAUCUCAUAAAUAACUUUGGGAUUCCGCGUUCGCGUAUUUUCAACUCUCGGGACGCAUCGUUCGCAGAGGGCAUUAUGAAAGAGACACAGGGUCGAGGCGUUGACUUAGUCCUGAACUCGCUAUCGGGCGAGCUACUACACGAGUCGUGGCGGUGUGUUGCUAAGUUCGGUGUUAUGGUCGACCUUAGCCUGCGAGACUCUAAGGGGUCUGGUCGCCUGGAUAUGCUGCCUUUUGCCGAGAACCGUUCUUACCACGGCGUAAACCUGUCUGACUUUAGGGAGAAGCCUAAAUGGUUAAGGAGAUUGUUGACCGCAUUCGUCGAUUUCUAUAACCAAGGCUACCUCCAGCCGAUUGACCCCAUCGCACGUUUCGAUGCGAAACAGAUCGCGAAGGCCUUCCGCCACCUCGAAGAUGGCGAUCACAUGGGCAAGAUCGUAGUGACCUUCCCUCCCCCUAACCCAAGUACACCAAUCGAGUCUCUACCUCGACGUCGUGGUAUCGAAUUCGAUCCUACUGCGACUUACCUCCUCGUAGGCGGUGUCGGCGGCCUGGGUAGAUCUAUUGCAAUAUGGAUGGUGGAACGCGGCGCACGGAGUCUCAUGUUCCUUUCGCGCAGUGCAGGCCGGAGCGAUGUUAGCAAGGCCUUGUUCCACGAGAUAGAGUCUAUGGGAUGCUCGGUGACAGCAGUUUCCGGGCGUGUUGAUCAGAUCGGCGACGUACAAGAAGCGAUCCGCCAAGCAAAGGCCCCUAUUAAAGGUGUGAUACAGUUGGCAAUGGUCCUAAGGGACGUCCCAGUAGUAGACAUGGAAUGGUCUCAAUGGAAAGAUGCCCUUGCACCUAAGGUCGAGGGUACCUGGAAUUUGCACCAAGCGUUCCAAUCAACUAACCUAGAUUUUUUCUUCCUGGCUAGUUCCAUCAUGGCCGUAGUUGACUCUCUCGGGCAAGGAAACUACGCGGCAGCUAAUACGUUUAUGGAGGCUUUCUGUCGCUACCGUCACUCUCUAGGACUACCAGCCUCGGUUCUCAACAUCGCUGCUAUAGGUGAUAUUGGGUUCGUAGCUGAAAACUCACACGCGAUGCAAAAUAUCAAGGCUCAAGGCAUAUGUCUUCUCGGCGAGCGCGAAUUCCUAGACUUCCUAGAGCUCAGUCUCAUGAAUAACUCCCCGGCAGACCAAGAGGCCGCUGGGCCGCUGGCCGUUCCACCUACGCCAUGGAGUAGCGAAGCUCAGAUGUUGAUGGGUAUACGGUCGGAUCAGGACCUGGACGACCCGAAUAACCGAACGAUGUGGCGGCGUGACAGGCGCAUGGGUAUCUACCAUAACGUACGGGUUGAGAACACAGCGAAGAGCACCGAGAACGAUGCUCUUCAGAAAUUCCUUAGGCAAAUCGCAGCCGCCGGCGUGGGAGGAAAAGCGCUAUUAAAAGACAAAAGCAGCAUUGAGUUCUUAGGAAAUGAAAUUGGCAAGAAGAUAUACGACUUCCUCCUCAGGCCGGACGAGGAGGUGGACAUUAAUCUAACGCUGGCACAGAUGGGCCUCGACUCGCUAAUGGCUAUCGAGUUAAGACGGUGGUUCAAGGGCGCAUUCGGGCUCACGUUAGGCGUGCUAGAAAUAGUCGGCAGCGGAACUCUCCAUCAGCUUGCGGAACUCGUCGCGGCCAAAUUGCUAGAGAGGCUUGAAAGCGAGCCCCAAAAAACUGCGUAA
This is a messenger RNA of Daldinia vernicosa, 7518 nucleotides long. RefSeq lists its product as uncharacterized. The record is from RefSeq and is a predicted model, not a curated record. Gene Ontology annotation, molecular function: oxidoreductase activity; phosphopantetheine binding; fatty acid synthase activity. The coding region runs from base 1 to 7518 and encodes 2505 amino acids. The transcript has 10 exons. Gene Ontology annotation, biological process: fatty acid biosynthetic process; secondary metabolite biosynthetic process. Lineage: Eukaryota; Fungi; Ascomycota; Sordariomycetes; Xylariales; Hypoxylaceae.